Molecule: messenger RNA, 2710 nt
Organism: Perca fluviatilis (European perch)
Lineage: Eukaryota; Metazoa; Chordata; Actinopteri; Perciformes; Percidae
Exons: 4
Coding region: 442-1623 (393 amino acids)
Molecular function (GO): DNA binding
Source: RefSeq, a predicted model, not a curated record
AGGAGAGACUUCACCGGCUCUACAGAUCCACUCAUGACAACGCAGCCGGCUGAUUCGCGCGACUGACUUACUGAAUUGAGGACUCAUGAGUCAUGAUGACCUAUGAGUCAUCAUGACUCAUGAGUAGUAAGGAGUCAUGAUGACUCAUGAGUCCCAUGGUCUGCUAGCUUGCAAUGUUUCCGGCUCUGAGUCUGCGGGUCGUCUCUCUGCUCGCUCAGUCGCUUGUGGAGCUGUGGUGGCCUACGAAAUUGUAAGUUAUAGCUUUUGGCAGCUAAGAUGGCUAGGACUAGCAGUAGCUAAUGUUGCAAGAGGUUUGUGAAUGAUACUAGAGACUCGCGUCUCAUGAGUUCAUUUAAAGACACGGGGGAAAGAUGAGUGAGUCACGACUCAAACAGGUUUACUCAGAGGACACCGAGCAACAAUUCCGAUACGGAAUCCAAGAUGGCUGCGCCCUGUGUGACUUUGGAGGUGGCUCUGGAGGACUCUGACACCUAUACCACGGUGAAUGGUGCUGAUAAUAGUUCUGCCAGUAAUGGCAUCCUGGAAGCUGCACAAGGAAGUCUAGCAGAACAAACAACAAAUGAAGAGGCGAGUGAUGACCGCUCUGUGAAAUGUAGACAGAAAAAACGCAGCUUGGUUUGGAGGCACUACGAAUACCUGGACAGUUUGGCUGCUGCUCGUUGCCGCAUUUGCAUGAACAAGUUAGAGUGCUCUGAAGGCAGGAGCACCAGCAACUUGCAUCGGCACUUGUCAAAGAGACACCCAGGGGUCUUUUCUCAGCUGGUAGCAGACAAGCAGCACCCACCACCACCCCACUCAUCACAGGGCUCAAAUGCUAAAGUGGAGGUGGCUCUGGAGGACUCUGACACCUAUACCACGGUGAAUGGUGCUGAUAAUAGUUCUGCCAGUAAUGGCAUCCUGGAGGCUGCACAAGGAAGUCUAGCAGAACAAACAACACAUGAAGAGGCAAGUGAUGACCGCUCUGUGAAAUGUAGGCAGAAAAAACGCAGCUUGGUUUGGAGGCACUACGAGUACCUGGACAGUUUGGCUGCUGCUCGUUGCCGCAUUUGCAUGAACAAGUUAGAGUGCUCUGAAGGCAGGAGAACCAGCAACUUGCAUCGGCACUUGUCAAAGAGACACCCAGGGGUCUUUUCUCAGCUGGUAGCAGUCAAGCAGCACCCACCACCACCCCACUCAUCACAGGGCUCAAAUGCUAACGGUGACACAUCGACACCACCAGAAACUGUUGGGGCGCCAGAGAAGCAGAGACAGUUUUCGGGCAAAGUGAAAGUUUCAAGAGCUUCUGAAGGAGAAAAGCGUGUGUUAAGGAGAGAGCAGGAGCUGAUAGAAGCUCUGAGGAGAGUGCAGAAGGAGGAAGCUCGGGCUCUGGAGCAUCAGAGGGAGCUGCUCGAGAAUCUGCGUGCAGUGAAUGCCAGGGAGGCAGCUGCAGAGAGGCAGCAGAUUGAGUCACUGAGGAAAGCACAGCUAGAGGAAGCCAAAGACUUGAGUAGACAGAGAGAAGAGGUCCAGAAGGAAAAGACAGAGCUGCAGAAGAAAUGGGAAGAGCUUCAGCGGGAAAGAGAAUGUGUCUUGUUGUUGUCCAGAGAACAUCAAGCCUCCUGAUCAUAUCCUGACAUCACUGAUUUCAAAUUUUCUAUGAAUGCUUUGGGACAAAUUCAAAGACAUGAUGAUGUCUCCCCUUUUAGUAAAAUAUAUUUUGCAGUAGUUUUCUGUCACAGCUGUGUUGCACUGCUUCUUUCUUCCUCUUCUGCCCACUCUGAUCCUGUCUCGUUGUGUGAUGUCCUGAUAUUACUCCGGUAUCAAAUGAAUAGAAAUGUGAUCUAGGACAAACCUCUCCCUCCACACCUCACCCUGUACUCAUGGCUGCAACAAGCAAUUUUCAAAUGAAUAUAGUAGUCAGAGACUGGCCAUAAAAAUGUAUGUGUUGCUGCUCACUCAAGUCUGCAGGAUAGGAUCAGUUGCAAAAAAUCUACAUUUUGCCAAUGAAAUUGGAAUGUUGUCAGUAAAAAUCUGACACAUCAGAGAUUUUCUUUUACUGUGCGGUCUAGAGAUGAUCAGUCAAACAAAUUGAAUAGUUUCAUGCUUUUUCUUUCCUUUUUUAUACCAAAUUACACCACGGCUUUAACGUGUGAUCCUGUUAUGAAACUUAAGUCUCUUGUUGAAAUUUGUGGUGGUAAGAGGAUGUGUGCUGAAUUAGGCCAUUUUUGAGAGCAUCAUAUUUUCCUUCAUUGACCUUUUUGUUGAAACAGGAUGUUUAGGCAAGACAAUGUUGGGAAGGAUUUAGAGAGGCAGUUUUGAUUUUGGUUAAAAUGUUUUUAUACUCCCACUGGAGUAUCAUCUUCCCUACAGGAACACUGCAGGUAAUGGCAUUAAAAUUUGAUCUGUAAGAGAAUAUUUUGAAGAUAAUUAUAUUGUACAAUCUUCUUUACUGAAUCAAUACAUAACUAACUUUUCAGGAAUCAGGGUUAAUUUAUGGCAGAGCCGAAGGACACAUUUUCUUUUGAAGUUGGAAAAUGCUUACAAGGUGGUAGUGAGGUCAGAUGCAUUGUGGGUAACUGAGAUAUUGUUAAUGGCAAUACAAAUUGUAAUGUAAUGUUUUAUGCAUUGAGCACCAAAAAUGAAAUUCUAUUAAUCUCCAGUGUAUUGGUAUUGUAAGUUUCUGAGGUAGAUGCAACAGUUACAACCAAAA